This is a messenger RNA of Syzygium oleosum, 375 nucleotides long. RefSeq names its product anther-specific protein BCP1-like. The transcript has a single exon. The record is from RefSeq and is a predicted model, not a curated record. NCBI's taxonomy places the organism in Eukaryota, Viridiplantae, Streptophyta, Magnoliopsida, Myrtales, Myrtaceae. The coding region runs from base 1 to 375 and encodes 124 amino acids.
AUGGCUCCCAGAGCUCUGUUCACCUGCCUAGCUUUGACCGCCGUGCUCGGGUUGGCCUCGGCCGCAGAGCCUGCUACCACCGCUGCCGGUGCUCCAUCUACCUCCCCAUCGUCGUCGUCGUCGUCGUCGUCCUCCUCCUCCUCCUCCUCGGCAUUUGCGCCGGUUUCCGAUAGCGCGAUUGGCAACACCGACGAUGGGUCUGGGGACGGCGAAGGAGACGAUGCGCUCGCGGCGCCCGUCGGCGGCCCGGUGCCUCCGGGAGUGUUCCCUUCGACGCUGGAUGGGCCCGCGCUUGCCCCCGGCAGCAGCGGAGCCUCCCGCGUCGUCAUCUCAGCGGGCGUCGCGGUCGCUGCUAUGAUCGGGCGCUUCUUCUGA